AUGGCUCGUAUUGUCCGGGACGUAGAUCAUCUAGUAGGGGUCCUGAUGCUGGCCGUGGUGGUGGUGUUUUGGGUUGGCGCUUCGUGUUUGACUAAUCAAUUGUUCGAGACAAAUGCUUACAAUAAACCGUUCUUCCUUACUUAUUUGAAUAUAUCGUCUUUUGCUCUUUACUUGAUGCCAGACUUGUGGAGGAAAAUCCAGUUGAGGAGGAAAGCCCUGCAAGAGCAGAGAAAUCGAAGAUUACCUAUUCACACACAAGAAUCUUUUCCAGAGCUUUUACCGUUGAUAAUUUCUGCCUCUCCAAAUUCUCCUUCUCACUCUUCUUCUUCUUCUUCCUCAACAGUGGAUUUGAGAGUGAAGGAUACGAUGAGAUUGAGUCUACUAUUUUGUGUCCUGUGGUUUGUGGCGAACUUGGCGGCUAACUCUGCUUUGUCGUAUACCACAGUGGCAUCAUCGACGAUUCUUUCAUCUACAUCCUCAUUUUUCACUUUAUUUCUUGCUGUUAGUCUGGGAAUCGAAACUUUCUCAAUGAGAAAACUACUGGGAUUAUUCGUGUCUUUGUUUGGAAUUAUCCUGAUUGUAAUGCAAUCUUCUAAGCAACAGGAUUCUGUGAGUGCUUCUUCUUUUUUGAUAGGUAACACUUUAGCACUACUGGGGUCAUUCGGUUAUAGUGUUUAUACAACACUUUUGAAAUAUGAAAUAUCAUCUAAGGGUCUCCAGCUAGACAUUCAAAUGUUUUUAGGUUAUGUUGGUAUCUUCACGUUUCUGUUAUUUUGGCCGGUUUUGAUAAUUCUGGAUAUCUCACAUUUGGAAACAUUUGAGUUACCAAAUAACUUUCGCAUAUUAUCUAUGGUCUUACUAAAUUGUAUCAUUAUCUUUGUUAGUGAUUAUUUUUGGUGUAAAGCCCUUAUUCUGACAUCUCCCUUAGUGGUUACCAUUGGUUUGACAUUUACCAUUCCGUUCGCUAUGCUUGCUGAUUAUGUAUGGCGGAACACGUCUUUUACAUCUUGGUAUAUUGUCGGUGUUUUCCUCAUUUUUAUUUCAUUCUUUCUGGUUAACCAUCAAGGAGAGUCUGCCCCCGAAAAUGGCUAUGCUAUUAUUGAAAAAGACCCGUCCUAA
This is a messenger RNA of Saccharomyces mikatae IFO 1815, 1119 nucleotides long. It is a transcript of the gene THI74, whose product is annotated as Thi74p. Gene Ontology annotation, biological process: regulation of peptide transport. The transcript has a single exon. Gene Ontology annotation, cellular component: membrane. The coding region runs from base 1 to 1119 and encodes 372 amino acids. The record is from RefSeq and is a predicted model, not a curated record. NCBI's taxonomy places the organism in Eukaryota, Fungi, Ascomycota, Saccharomycetes, Saccharomycetales, Saccharomycetaceae.